CACUGAUCUCUUCUUCUGAUCAUCGAUCAAGAAGAAGAAGAAGAAGAAGCGAUCGAUAUGGCGGCGGCGAAGUUGCCGGGGUCGAAGUUCUCGGUGCCGACGAGGACAGUGGCGAAGUUGCGGCACGCCAAUGGAGGUGUAGGCAAAAGGGUUUCGCUUUUGGACACGCUCCAGAUCUUCAAUUCUGAGAAUUUCGAUUCGGAGGCGUAUGUUCGUUCUAAGUGCGGACGCAUGAGUGAGGAGGAAAUAGGAAGGUUCAGGUCUUAUUUACUAGAUUUGAAGGAGGGCUCAGUUGAAGAACAGCGUAGAAGUUUUUAUACCAACUAUGAUGCAUACCUAAGAACAUCAAAGGAAUUGUCCAAUAUAGAAGGAGAUCUCCUGUCCAUGCGUAACUUGCUUUCUACUCAAGUAGCUCUGAUUUGUGAAUUAACAGAAGGAAAUCCUGUUGAAUCCUUGUGUGCUGAUUCUGGAGGAUUUGUAGAGGAUGAUUUGUCAAACUUUGAGUAUCGAGAGCCUUCUUAUGUAGAUAAACUGUGUACUGAGUUAGCUGAUAAGCUUGAAAUUUUGGUAGCUGAGAGGAGAGUUGAUGAAGCUUUGGAUGCUCUGGAUGAAGCUGAACUUGUUGCUGCGGAAGCAAAAGCAAAUCAAACCCCGAGGCCAGCUGAACUCCUUUCAUUACAAAUUACUAUUACUGAAAAUCGAAGAAAGCUAGCAGAUCAGCUUGCUGAAGUUGCUUGCAAGUCUUCUGCACGUGGUAUCAAAUUUCAUGGAGCUCUCUUGGCUCUUAGAAGGCUUGGAGAUGGUCCCCGUGCCCAUAAAUUGCUACUUAAUGGCCAUCACGAAAGGCUUCAACUUAACAUGAAGAGUAUACAGCCAACUAGCACUUCUUAUGAAGCAUACACGAAUGCUCUAUCACAGCUAGUUUUCUCUGCCAUUGCUCAAGCUAUGCAUGAUUCCCAGGCUUUCUUUGCUGAUGAAUCAGCAUAUGCAUCAGAAUUGGUGCAAUGGUCCACUAAGCGGGCAGAAGCUUUUGCGGAGCUUGUGAAGAACCAUGUAUUAGAUUCUUGUGCAGAUGAUGGGGGCUUGAGGACUGCAACAGAAUGCAUUCAGACUGCUCUUGGACAUUGCUCAUUGUUGGAAGCUCAGGGUUUCUCACUUUCUUGGCUUCUCUUGCAACAUUUCGGACCCAUUGUUGAAGAAGCCCUAGAUGCUAAUUUAAAGAUAAUUGAAGGGCAUACUGCUGAACUAGCUGCUGCAGAUGAUUGGGUUCUUAUACAUCCUCCAAGCUUACUCUCAUCCUAUAAAACAUCUAGCACAGCUGCUGGAAGUCAACCUAAACUUUCCAAAAGUGCACAUUGUUUCCACUCUAUGGUCCAGGAUCUUCUUGAGGAUGCAAGGCCACUUCUAAGCACUCAAUUUGCUGGUUCCACAUUGGAUGGCUUCUUCAGAGUAUUUGAUUCCUAUAUCAACUUGCUGAUAAAUGCCUUGCCAUGCUCAGUUGAGGAUGAGGCAAAUAUUGAAGUUUCUGGAAAUAAAAUGGUUAGUGUGGCAGAAACUGAGGAACAACAGUUAGCAUUGCUGGUAAAUGCAUCAGUAUUGGCAGAAGGGCUUCUCCCUCAAGCUGCUACAAAGCUUGCCCCUAUUUUUCAGGAUAGUAAUUCUCGUCAAACAACUUCAGAUAGAUCCAAUUUUUUGUCAGAAAUAAGAAAAUGGAAAAGAAAGUUACAAUGUAGUGUUGACAGAUUGCGAGUUAGCUUCUGCAAUCAGCAGAUGUUUGCUCUUAUCUUAACUGAAUGUGGCGAUUGUCUUUUCAAUGCCGAAAUGUAUCUAAAUAUCGAUGGAAGAAUCGAUGAUCCUGAGUGGUCACCGUCACCUGUUUUUCAGGAUUUAUUCAGAAAACUGAGAAGGAUGGCAAGCAUAGCUGCUGAUAUGUUUGUAGGAAGGGAAAGAUUUGCUAGCUUGUUAAUGAUGAAAGUCCUACAGACAUUCAUUUCUUUGAUUUCUGAUGAUCAUGAAUUUUGGGCAGUAAUUGAAAAGGGGCCAAGACCUUUGGGUCCUCUCGGCCUUCAACAGUUUUAUUUAGAUAUGCAGUUUGUACUUGCUUUUGGACAAUCCCGGUUCCUCUCACGACAUGCAUGUCAACUUAUCAAGGACAUCAUUGAAAGAGCAAUGGUUUCAUUUUCUACAACAGGAAUGGAUCCAGACAGUGUGCUUCCUGAUGAUGAUUGGUUUGUUGCAAUUGUUCGAGAAACUGUUAAUUUAAUAACCGGAAGAAGCAGAACGGGCACCUCUGAUAGAGAUGUUAGCAGCCCAACUGCUUCUCUAUCAGCACUGUCAUUAUCAUCUUUCAGAUCUCUUGGGAGUUCUAACUUUUGACUUGCAAAGUUAAAAGAUUAAAAUUUUGGUCAUUGCAUACACAUUACCUUUGUGGGACAUUGA
Molecule: messenger RNA, 2439 nt
Organism: Dioscorea cayenensis subsp. rotundata (Guinea yam)
Lineage: Eukaryota; Viridiplantae; Streptophyta; Magnoliopsida; Dioscoreales; Dioscoreaceae
Product: exocyst complex component EXO84B-like
Exons: 7
Coding region: 58-2376 (772 amino acids)
Biological process (GO): exocytosis; intracellular protein localization; Golgi to plasma membrane transport
Cellular component (GO): exocyst
Source: RefSeq, a predicted model, not a curated record